AUGAAGAUCUCAAGGACAGGCAUCAACCAUGGCACAAAGAGGCCAAAGCCUAUUUUUUCCAUAGAUGUGUCUGGAGCAUGUGUUGCUACGGCAUCUCUUGACGGGGAGAUAAGGCUGUGGAACGAGAAGCAUGAGCAUGUUGGGACCGUCAAGAAGCACAGAGGCGCUGUGUUGUGUGUUAGAUUCAGCGCCGAUGGGAGUUUGUUUGCCUCGGGAGGGGACGACGGGGCGGUUUUUGUGCAUGAAAGGAACGGAGAUGUUGUUGCAUCUGCGUCUGAGCACGAAAGUGAUGUUAGCAACGUGGUAUGGACGGACAGGUUUCUUGUGAGUGUUGGGUACGACGGAUAUGUUGUACUCUACGACCUGAAGUCAUUUGGAGCAGCUAGGAAGAUGAAGUCUCAUGAGGGGCAGAUUAAGGGGGUUUCAGUAGACAAGAGCUUUAGAUACAUGUGUACGCAAGGAGAUGACGGGAUCGUCCUAUACGAGGACUUUGAGAUUGUCAAGAGGAUGAAUGCUUCGGAAGGUGUGAUUCUCGAGUCUUUUUUUUCCAGAAUGAGCUGGACACCGGAUGGAGAAUUCUUUGCAUCUGGGCUGUCAUUCAACAAGAAGUACAACACCAUUGAGAUUUUCAGCAAGGAUCUUCGGAACGAGUGCUCGCUUAUAGGGCAUGCGGCACCGUGCGAAGUUGUGGCAUUCAACCCGAAGGUGUACAAAGGAAAUAGAAAGUACUACAUUGCUGCGGUGGCAUCACAGGACCUGAGCCUGUCUCUAUGGUGCUCUUUGUCUCCAAGGCCGUUUCUGCUGGUUAAGAAUCUGACAGAGCUGCCUGUGUUGGAUAUGCGUUGGAGUGAGGAUGGGAUGAAGCUGCUUGUAUGCUCAUACGGAGGGGAGGUUGUCCAGAUCGGCGUGGAGGAGGGAGACUUUGGAAGAGCCUGGGAGGAAGAGGAGGAGGUCGAGGGAGAUAUCUUCUUCUCUGUAGAAAACAGAGAUAUGCUUGAGAGGAGAAGGGGAAGGCCGCUGGAGAGAAACGAGGAUGGCGAAGGCAGGAGUGCCAAGAAGGUUGUAAGGCCUGUUGUGAUAUCGUUGGACACGGCUGAGUCAGAGGAGAAAAUAAGAGGAAUUGAGGUCAGCACUGGGCACUCAUAUCUUGCAAUAUUCAACUACACCAACAAAAAGCUGAUUGAAAAGACUGGAAGCAGCCAAAUGUCUCGGUGCUUUGGAGACUUCAGCAUUGAGCUCGGUAAGGAUCGGGGGUUUGUCUCUGUCAAGAGAGGCUCCAGAGAGUUUUACAAGAUACACGGGAGCAUAGACAUGAUGUGUGUGAACAGGAGAUAUCUGUGUCUGUACACAGGAAAGAUACAGCUGUACCAUUUCAAGACAGGAGUCCUUGCGAUGCCGUUUAUCUGUGCCGGUGAUGUUGUGAUGAUGGAUAUCCUUGGGAAGAAGCUGGCAUAUCUCCAGGCAGAUGGAUCGUACACCGUGGUUUCCAUUGACAAGUGCAAGAUAGGCACCCAAGGAAUGCUCCCCAGGACUAACGACCUGCUGUCUCUGAGGCUGGACAGAAAAUACUUCCUGGUGGCUGGGUUUCCAGACGAAGAGUACUUCCUUGUGAAGAAAUCCGGGAUCUGGUUCCUGAAGACCCCCGCAUACAACAGCAUCUGGACAACGGAUACCGACCUGGCGCUUGAACACGAUGAAACACUUGCGCACCUUGAAAACGAGUUUCUCAUAUCAUGCCUGGCCAAUGACAGGAAAAGACUGCUGAAGACCCUAGGAAGAAUCACCAGAGCUGCCUGCAGAAUGAAGAAAAUGGCAGACUUUGUAGAGCUCAAGCUGAAGAAUAUUGUCAGGAUGCUGCUGGAUGUUGGAGAAAGGCCUCAAGCAAUCAGGAUGCUGGAAAGGAUGAACACUAACUAUGCAUUGCAGCAGUUUGUGUUUAUGAUGCUCAAGGAGAUAGGAACAAUAUGA
Messenger RNA from Encephalitozoon cuniculi GB-M1, 1968 nucleotides. Its product is annotated as histone transcription regulator. Bases 1 to 1968 code for a protein of 655 amino acids. NCBI's taxonomy places the organism in Eukaryota, Fungi, Microsporidia, Unikaryonidae. The record is from RefSeq and is marked provisional. The transcript has a single exon. Gene Ontology annotation, molecular function: nucleosome binding; protein binding. Gene Ontology annotation, cellular component: HIR complex; nucleus. Gene Ontology annotation, biological process: chromatin organization; DNA-templated transcription.